CACAGUGAUGUGCACAUCUAAUGAGGUGAGACAGACAGACAGGAUAGACCACAAAGAUUUCACACCAUGUACACUGUGCUGAACCGUUUCUGAACUUUUUGAACAAAGAGGAAAUGUUCAGUAGUUUCCUGCUCUCUUCACGGUUAAAGGCGGUUCGCUGGGAGCAGUGCUGAGGGGCUGGACCGUGACACUUCACGGGCGAAAUAAACCAAACACCUGCCACCGCGCACACUUUCAACUCACGGAGACGUGCAGCGUGGAGCUUGCGUGACAAGAAAACGAACACAUCUUUCUGUUUUGUAUUCAAAGUGGCAAACGCUGGAGAUAUUUUCACGAAAACUGCAAAACACAUCUUGACUUUUGUUGCCGUUAUCUCAUCAACUGUCUAGAUAAGAGAUUGGAAGUAUCCUGAGGAAUUAAACUACGUGCACAAACUGCAACUUCUAUCGCUGAUCAUUUUUUUUUGACUGACUGACACGCCCCAAAAGUGAGAAUCCAAAAGGCUAGAGCUAUAACAGCUCUUAUGUUUUUAUGAGAAGUUUUUGGACGGAUAUCAGAAUUUCAGUAAGGCACGAGCUGUGCUCACGGAGACGGUAAAGAGUGAGCGCCUCGAGACACCAAAAACACGGAGCAACAGACCGACUGAAACAGAAGACCAGAGAAUCGGGUUGCUUGCGAAUGGGUCUAACUAUGAGAGUAAUGGAAACGAGACUUCUCCUGUUGAUAUUGGCUUUGUUUGUGUUUGAAGUGGCCUGCACACAUCGCUCCGCUCCUAGAGUACACCUGGCUUUCAAAGAACUUAUGGACACUCGAACAACGAGGCCAUUCAGUUUCUCCUUCAACACCAGUGACUACCGGAUCUUGCAUGUUGACCCAGACCAGGGGCGGUUGUACCUGGGCAGCCGUGAAUAUCUGGUCUCUCUCGACAUGCAAAACAUCAACAAAGAGCCUCUCAUUAUCCACUGGCCGGCUCCAGCCCAGAGAAAGGGAGAGUGUCAGAUGACUGGGAAAGGCAGGCAUGGAGAGUGUGCUAACUUUGUGCGUCUGAUUGAGCCAUGGAACAGGACUCACCUGUACACCUGUGGCACAGGAGCUUAUAAACCCAUCUGCACCUUCAUCAACAGGGGCUGGAGAGCUGAGGACUAUCUCUUCAGACUGGUUCCUGGAUAUGUGGACUCUGGAAAGGGAAAAUGCUCCUACGAUCCAAACCAGGAGAAUGUUGCAGCCCUGAUUAAUGGGAACCUGUAUGCUGGAGUGCCGGUGGACUUCAUGAGCACUGAUCCAGGUGUCUUCAGGACCAUGGGGAGCCGGCCAGCUGUGAGAUCAGAGCAGUAUGACUCUAAGUGGCUGAAUGAACCUGUAUUUGUUCACAUGAAACAGAUUCCUGACAGCUCAGAGAAGAAUGACGAUAAACUCUAUUUCUUCUUCCGUGAGAAGAGUCUGGACUCGGGGGCUGGAGCGAGUCCAAGUGCGCUUGCCAGAGUGGGCCGUGUUUGCCUGAAUGAUGAGGGCGGACAGAAGUUACUUGUGAACAAAUGGACAACGUUUUUGAAGGCCAGGCUGGUGUGCUCUGUGAUGGGCGAUGAUGGGGUGGAAACCUUCUUUGAAGAACUGAGGGACGUGUUUAUCCAACCCACCCAGGAUGAACGAAACCCGGUGGUAUAUGGUGUCUUCUCAACUUCUGGUUCUGUGUUUAAAGGCUCAGCCGUCUGUGUCUACUCAAUGGCUGACAUCCGAAAUGUCUUUAAUGGCCCCUUUGCCCAUAAACACGGACACAACUACCAAUGGACUACUUACACAGGGAAGAUUCCCUAUCCUCGUCCGGGAACAUGUCCAGGAGGCACAUUCACACCAGGCCUUCAGUCCACAAAAGAGUUCUCAGAGGAUGCGGUGAACUUCAUUCGUGCUCAUCCUCUCAUGUAUCACCCCGUGUAUCCCAUUCACAAGCGUCCUCUGGUGGUGCGCUCUGGUGUAGACUAUCGCUUUACUACUAUUGCAGUGGAUCAGGUGGAUGCUGUGGAUGGCCGAUAUGAGGUUCUCUUCCUGGGAACAGAUCGUGGUACUGUCCAAAAAGUUAUAGUCCUGCCCAAGGAUCCCACCACAAUGGAAGAGCUCACUUUAGAGGAAGUGGAAGUUUUCAGGACGCCUGCUCCUGUCAAAACAAUGUACAUAUCAGCCAAAAGGCAACAACUGUACGCAUCUUCAGAAGCAGGUCUUACCCAGAUGUCCUUGCACCGUUGUGGAGUAUAUGGAAAGGCCUGUUCAGACUGCUGCCUGGCCAGAGACCCCUACUGCGCUUGGGAUGGGGAAAACUGCUCUGCCUUUACACAAGCCACCAAAAGGAGGAGCAGGAGGCAGGAUGUUAAACAUGGUGACCCUUUGCGUCAGUGCCGAGGCUACAAUGCUAAAGUAGAGAGGAGACUGCAGGAGAAAGUUCAGUUCGGUGUGGAGGGUAGCAGCACAUUUCUGGAGUGCGUGCCGCGCUCUCCUCAAGCCACUAUCAAAUGGCUCUACCAGAAAGAUGGAAGAAGAAAAGUGUUGAAUCGAGACGGUGAGGUUCUUAAGACUCCUCAGGGGGUCCUUUUGAAAACACUCACCAAAUCAGACGCAGGCCUCUACCAUUGCCUGGCCACAGAAAAUAACUUCAAACAUACGCUGGCUCGUGUCUCUUUGCGCAUCCUGGACCGGGACAUCGCUGUAGCCCUCACCACCCCCGAUGAGGAGGAAGAGGCGUCAAGGAGACAUCACAAAGACCAUCAACAGGACCCUGCACCUCUGACCCCAGAGCUCCUGCUGGAGCCUGAAAUGCGUCUGAUUCAGCAAUACUGCAAGUCCUACUGGGAGCAGCUGACGGCCGGGGGAAACUCACAGGCUGACCUCCCCAAACGUACAAAUCGCAGACACACAGAUGCACUGAAGGCUAGUGAGGAGUGAGGAGGACAAGAAAAGAGUCACCUCACUCCGAGCGGUUUGUGGACUUGCAUAGGUUAGUUCAUAUGCAGUGGCACCAAAAAGUAUGUGGACACUUUUGGACCAUUUAGACACUUUUUAUAGUGUUCAAAGUGAAUAAAAAUAGAGUUUUGAUUCUUAAAAAUCUAAAUGUAUUCAUUUCCCCCCAAAAAGUAUUUGGAAACUUUUAAACAAUUAAUUAUGAUUACAUUUGUACAGUAUUCCAAAGUAUUUUUGACAUCUAAAAAUGAAUUAAAUUACAGUGUUCAGAAGUUAACCAGUUGUAUAAAUUAAUGUUAUUAAUAUUCAUGUAAAAUUAAUUAAUCCAAAUAUUUGGAAGUGGCUUUUUAGAGAUUUUUCCUGUGUUUAAAAAUCUUUUUUUGUUGUUGUUGUUGAUGUAGGACUUAACAUUUCCAUUUGCCAUAGUGAUUUGACUGAAUUUCAGUAUUAUAAACCGGUAUAAGCUUUUACUAAUCUCACAAAUUAAGCUAUAAAUGACCUCCAGGAUUUACAUACUGGCUUUAACUAAAAUCAAAAAAUCAUCCGAACCAUAAAGCACCUUUAAAGAGGAUAUUACCUCAAGCUUUGAAACGUUCCACUAUCCUGUCAUCAGGAAGACCCUUUGUUAACUCACCAGUCACUGGGCCAGUGCACUGUCUAAUGUUCCACCUGGAUUAUGAAAUUGUAAGAAAUGUAU
Carassius auratus (goldfish) is the source of this 3646-nucleotide messenger RNA. RefSeq names its product semaphorin-3F-like. Gene Ontology annotation, molecular function: chemorepellent activity; semaphorin receptor binding. The coding region runs from base 679 to 2934 and encodes 751 amino acids. Gene Ontology annotation, cellular component: plasma membrane. The transcript is spliced from 19 exons. The record is from RefSeq and is a predicted model, not a curated record. Lineage: Eukaryota; Metazoa; Chordata; Actinopteri; Cypriniformes; Cyprinidae. Gene Ontology annotation, biological process: neural crest cell migration; positive regulation of cell migration; semaphorin-plexin signaling pathway.